AGGUUUGAUGUUGACUGACUUCUAUUUAUUCCCUUGAAGGCCCACUUUUCAUUUCCGACCCUCAAAGCUACUUCUUUCCAGGAAAAUGGCUCUUCUUGAAUUUCUUUUAGUUGGGUUUCUUUCGUUUGUCUCAUCUGCUCAUGGGUACUAUGGAGGUUGGAUUAAUGCUCAUGCUACCUUCUAUGGAGGUGGUGAUGCUUCUGGGACAAUGGGUGGGGCUUGUGGUUAUGGGAACCUUUACAGCCAGGGUUAUGGAAUCAACACAGCAGCACUAAGCACUGCAUUAUUUGACAAUGGCUUGAGCUGUGGAGCUUGCUUUGAGCUCAGAUGUGUGAAUGAUCCACAAUGGUGCCUCCCUGGCUCCAUUGUUGUCACUGCAACCAAUUUCUGCCCACCAGGAGGCUGGUGUGACCCUCCCAGCCAUCACUUUGAUCUCUCUCAACCCAUCUUCCAACACAUUGCUCAAUACAGAGCUGGUAUUGUCCCAGUAGUCUACAGAAGGGUAAGGUGCAAGAGGAGUGGAGGCAUUAGAUUCACCAUCAAUGGCCAUUCCUACUUCAAUUUAGUACUCAUCACCAAUGUAGGUGGAGCUGGGGAUGUGCAUGCAGUAGCUAUAAAGGGUUCAAGAACCAGAUGGCAACCAAUGUCAAGAAACUGGGGCCAAAACUGGCAAAGUAACUCUUACCUGAAUGGACAAAGUCUCUCAUUUCUUGUUACCACUAGUGAUAGACGUAGUGUGCUCUCUUACAAUGUUGCCCCUGCUGGCUGGUCCUUUGGCCAGACAUACACUGGAAAGCAGUUUCGGUAUUAAUCAGUCUAUUCUGAGAUGCAUUAUUUUAGCUAUUAAUUACUAAUUAAUGUCGCUUUGGUAAAUAAACUAUAGAAGAGAUCUUGGGGUGGUGAAGAUUUGUCAUGAAAGAAUUGGCCGUUCUCGAUUUCUUCCCAUAUUUGUACUGUGAUAUUGAGUUUUUUGCAGUUCAUGGAUUGGCACAGGAUUCAAGCCUCA
Hevea brasiliensis (rubber tree) is the source of this 1006-nucleotide messenger RNA. Its product is annotated as expansin-A5-like. The coding region runs from base 86 to 811 and encodes 241 amino acids. The record is from RefSeq and is a predicted model, not a curated record. Lineage: Eukaryota; Viridiplantae; Streptophyta; Magnoliopsida; Malpighiales; Euphorbiaceae. The transcript is spliced from 4 exons. Gene Ontology annotation, biological process: plant-type cell wall organization. Gene Ontology annotation, cellular component: extracellular region.